Messenger RNA from Vicia faba (fava bean), 1812 nucleotides. The record is from the annotation of a GenBank genome assembly. Lineage: Eukaryota; Viridiplantae; Streptophyta; Magnoliopsida; Fabales; Fabaceae.
AUGAACAAGUCUGAGUUUGUUGAUAUGAAGUUGGCAGAAGAGCUUAAUCUUGUUGAUGAAAAUAAAGUAGAUUGGAAAGGAAGAAGUGCUUUGAAGUUCAAAUAUGGAGGGAUGAGAGUUGCUUUGCUCAUAUUAGUUACACUUGGUUUGGAAAACUUGGGAACUUUCUCACUAGCUGUGAACUCGGUUCCUUAUUUCAAUGGAAUCAUGCAUUAUGAACUAGAAGAUGCAGCUAACAUGCUCACCAACUAUAUGGGUGUUAGUUACAUACUCUCGAUUUUGGUGGCGGUUGUUGCUGAUACAUGGAUUGGCAGAUACAAAUCUGUUAUAUUUUCGGGCUUCUUUGAGUUUUUGGGUCUUGCGUUGCUUACAGCGCAAGCACACUAUCCUAGUCUACAGCCGCACAUUUGCAAUAUCAAUGAUGCAACCGCUCAUUGUAAGACACCAAGUAGAGGCCAAGAAGCUCUUCUGUUUCUUGGCCUAUACUUGUUGGCAUUUGGUAGUGCAGGAACCAAAGCUGCAUUGCCAUCGCAUGGUGCAGAUCAGUUUGACGAAACUGACCCGAAAGAAGCAAAGCAAAUGUCCACAUUCUUCAACACUCUAUUGCUUGCGGUUUGUUUGGGUGGUUCUGUUAGCUUAACAUUCAUUGUAUGGAUACAAAUAAACAAAGGAUGGGAUUGGGGCUUUGGCAUCGGCACCAUAGCUAUAUUUAUCGGUACCAUAAUCUUUGCUUCUGGAUUGCCGCUAUACAGAAUUCAAGUUCCCAAAGGAACUAGUGGUCUCAUUGAGAUCAUACAGGUCUAUGUUGCUGCAAUCCGCAACAGAAAUCUUCCCUUGCCCGAAGAUCCAACAGAAUUAUAUGAGAUUGAGCAGGACAAGGAAGCUGACGUGGAAAUCGAGUUUCUACCUCAUAGAGACAUUUUCAGGUUCUUGGACAGAGCAGCUAUACAUUCAGAACCUGAUAUACAGUUAGAGAAAUCACAUUCACAGGCUUCAAGUAUAAGUCCAUGGAAACUUUGCAGGGUCACCCAAGUCGAAAACGCGAAAAUAAUUCUCAGCAUGGUCCCAAUAUUCUGCUGCACAAUUAUAAUGACUCUUUGUCUAGCUCAGCUACAAACCUUUUCAAUUGAACAAGGCUACACAAUGGACACAAGCUUCACCAAACACUUCCACAUCCCACCUGCAUCCCUCCCAAUCAUCCCAAUCAUGUUCUUAAUCAUUCUCGUACCAAUCUACGACCGCAUUUUCGUUCCCGUCCUACGUAAAUUCACCGGUAUUCCCACCGGUGUAACACACCUCCAACGUAUCGGAGUUGGCCUAAUACUCGCUUCGUUAUCCAUGGCUGUAGCUUCAAUAGUAGAAGUGAAAAGGAAAAGAGUGGCGAACGAUAACAACAUGCUUGAUGCAUUUCCAGUACUUCAGCCAUUGCCAAUAACCACAUUCUGGCUUUCUUUUCAGUAUUUCAUAUUCGGCAUAGCGGACAUGUUUACAUAUAUUGGUCUCCUUCAGUUUUUCUAUUCAGAGGCGCCGAAUGGACUCAAAUCUACAUCAACUUGUUUCCUUUGGACCUCUAUGGCACUUGGAUAUUUUCUAAGUACCAUAGUGGUUAAGUGUAUCAAUGGUGCCACAAAGCAUACUAAAAGUGGGGGUUGGUUAGUAGGGAAUAAUAUUAACAGGAAUCAUCUAAACCUGUUCUACUUGUUUCUUUCCAUUGUCAGCUUGAUCAACUUCUUUGUCUAUUUGUUUGUUUCCAAGAGGUACAAGUAUAGACCUCGAGGCCCGAAGGGAUCUGUCGAUGACAACUCGAAAUAG